Plasmodium inui San Antonio 1 is the source of this 3876-nucleotide messenger RNA. RefSeq lists its product as hypothetical. The transcript has a single exon. The record is from RefSeq and is a predicted model, not a curated record. Lineage: Eukaryota; Apicomplexa; Aconoidasida; Haemosporida; Plasmodiidae. The coding region runs from base 1 to 3876 and encodes 1291 amino acids.
AUGAUGUCCGUCAAGUUGCUAGCGCGGCUAGCGAUUUUUAGCCUUACUUGCUGGCUACAGAGGAUACACGCCCUACAGAACGAGUGUGACUUUAAUUUCAGUGUCAAGUUGUUAUCAAAUAUAUAUGACAAAUACAAUGGGAAGCACAUAGAAGAGCACGAAGGAAACACAGACUACUGCACCAAUUUGGAGAGUUUAAACUCGCUCAAAUCCUUCUGGCAAUUAAAAUUGAAAUCCUUAUGCACAGAAGAAACGUCCAUUUUGGAUAAACAAGUAUUUAACAACAUCUGCAGCAAAACACACAAAGUGCCCCAUGUAACGGUGAGCGGAUUAGAAGUACGCAAUGAUGUGGUUAAUAUGGAAUUUUUCUGCGCCCAUUUCUUGUAUAGUAACAACAAAGAGGUUAUAAAAUGUGUACGACAUAACGUUUUGAACAAUUACCUAGAUUCUUACCACAUAGCUUUUGAUUUAUCCGUUUCGCAAGAAUUGUUAAAGCAGUCGAACCAUGUAGAGGAAGUUUUAAAUUUGAAAAACAUAGACGGAUUGGCUCUCACCAAAAGGAUAAUAGACGAUUCCGUAUGUAGAAUACAUUCCAGUGUCCAUACCAUUAUGAAUAAGCCUGACUUUGAGUUAUUCAAAGCGUUAGUAGGGUUAUGUACAAAGCUGGGGUUCCACAAUCAUUUUAUCAUAACGGAUAAUAUCCACCCACUAACUACUCCUAUAUUUAAUGAAAUACCCUACAGUUUAAAUUCGCUCCAUUUUAAUAUACAAAAUAGUACCAUGUUUUACACAAAUUAUGAAUAUUUUGUGUAUAAUAUUAAGAUAGCCGAUAUAGAUCACAUCCUCGGUUCGUAUAUGUCUCCAUCCGCCCUGUCGAUAAGCAAACAUAACUCGUACGUAACGUGGGCAGGACUCAACAAGGACAACACUCUGUACAGGAAAAAAUUUACUGAAUUGUAUAACCUGCUAGACAACAAUAAAUAUAUCGAAAGGAUUGUUCAGUGUUAUAGUAAGUACACAUCCAAGUACUAUGGAGGUAGUAUAAAAUAUUUUCUACGAUAUAUUCCAGAGAAUAAAAGAGAUGUGAUGCAAAAUAAUCCGAAAAUUUUUGUGUACAUUAUUAAUGGCAUAUGUAAGAAUAUUCCAUCCAUUCACAAAUGUGUCGAGAAGAUUAUUUUCCUUGAUGGAAUAUACGAUUUGUACUUCAAAAACUUUAUGGUCAAUUUUAUAUACUACAAUGCGGCCUGUAUUUUUAAUUGCAAUACGGUAGACUUAGGGAAAAUGAUCAAUGAUGAACAGGUGUGGGAAAUCCUUAUGAACUAUUUUUCAAAUGCGUUUUUAGUGAAUUAUAAGAAGACCAAGAGUACUAACAUCGCGGGUUCUAAUGUCAACAAGGGUGCUGACAAGACGGACGAGUCUGCAUCGCCAGAAACGUACGAUCAACUGGCCAAGUCGUACUACACGAACUUUGACUACGAUUAUAUUCAUAGCGGUAAGUGGAAGAAGGAAAUAAAUUUGGAGGAUGAAGAAGCUAUCUUAAAGCCAUCAGAUGAAGCAGUCGAAUUCGAAUUCUACAAUUACACCUUCCAGACGCUCGACCUGAGCAGCUACGGCUUCUUCAUUCUGAAGAGCCAAAUGGAGGAGGACAAUGUGUGCAAAAUUUCCUCGUUCAUUGAGGCCAACGGGAAGAAGUACGUCCACGUGAACAGGUACAUUGCCGACUUUUUCAGUAACAACAACAAGCGGGUCCUCUCCCAUUCGGGGGGCAAGAAGGGCACCUCUGGAGGUGGACAUGGUCAUGAUAAUGGGCAUGGGCACGACGGCGGUGGGGACGAAAACAAUGGGGGCGACAGGCACGACGGGGGCGACGAAGGAUACGACAACACAGAUGGGUAUAGCGGCGGUGACGAACACGGAGAACAUGGCGAACAUGAUGAACACAGCCAACAUGACGAACACGGCGAGGGAGGCGACAGAGGGGAAGGCGGAGGGAGCGGAGAAGGAAAGGGAGAGGAAGAGCACGUGAACACCUUUAACAUGUUUGACGACUUCUUGGGAGACGACAAAGAAAGCAACAGCUUCAUGGACCUGUUCCAAAACAACCAUCUGUUCAAUAAGAACCAUAAUCUGUUUGACAGCCUCUACCAUGGAGGGGAAGAAGAUGAAGAGGGCGAGAUGUUUUCCGAUAAGGACGAAGAGCCCUUAGACAUUGAGAAGCACAAGGUCUCCAGCUCCAUGGGAGAUGUGUAUCCGCUAAAAACGGAAUACACCCUGAAAGAGCUACAAGACAUACAUGACAUUCACCCAGGAUUCAGCGAACUAGAUGGAGAAAUGAGACACCAUUUUUUUAGAAGCAAAAUAUUCGAAAAGGAUAUUUCCUUUACAGUAAAGGACGUUCCAACAAAGAUUAAAAAUUAUUACAAGUAUUAUUAUGAAAUUAAGAAGAAGUUAAAAACGUUCGACAAAUAUGAUGAGGAACAUUAUGAGAUGCUAAUUAAAAAAUCGAAAGAAGAUCCAGAUGUUUUUUCAAAAAUAGACGUUGAAUUUUCCUGCACGAGGGGUGGAAAGUGGCCAGUUCGUGGAACCACGGGUAGGUGGCUAUCAGAUGUUUUAUGCGAAGCCAAGUUGGUUCCACAGCUGGUAUACAAUAACGAAUAUGCAGAAAAGCACCACCAGCAGAACAAAAAAAAAAACGAAAUUGACCCCAAUUUGUAUACUUUAAAAGAAAACACGAGAUUAAUUGGCAUCGAAUUUGAAGACCAAGAACCGCACAGAUGUGCCAUUAGUUACCUCGGGGAUGAAAACAAAAAGACACAUUUACCAGUAUCUGCAACUUUAUUGGUGCACGCAGGUGUUGGGUUCUGUACACUACACGGUUUUAAAAUCAUUUGGCUAGCCGAUUCUGCCUUUGAUAUACACACCAACGUGUAUCUAAGAUAUACCUCCAUCCUGGAACAAGGACAGACUUAUUACGAACAGAGCAAUUUUGAAAUUUAUGGACAAACAAGACUUAUAGCGCAGUUGGAAUAUCUCUCCUCUGGAAUGAACGUAGAAAAUAAUCUUGUUAUAUCUGGUAGGUUUAAGAACAGGUACAACUUGAUUAGCUACCCAGGGGCAGACUUGAAAUUUCUGCUCCUCAUGUCAAAGAAAGUCAAAGAAACUAUUUACAAUUUAAAAUUUGAUUGCAAUAGCUGGGAAUACAAAGGAUGCUCAGAAUAUUACCCCCUGAUGAAGAAGAAUAAAAAAGUUGCCACAGAUGAACAUUACAAUACAAUUACGCUGAAUGGAAAAUAUUCCAAAAAGGAAUUAGAGGAAAUGUAUGAAUGUACGUUUAUGCAUGAUAAAACCUUCCAAGAGUUGAAUAAAAUGUUCCCUAAAGAAUGUACCUUCGGCUCCAGGAUAGGCAAUUGCCAUAGGAAAGUUAGAAAACAUAUUCCUUGCUACAAUGAGCAGUCAUGUAAAUAUUUAAUUUAUAUUUAUCAAAAUUUUUACAAGCCACAGAACCAUGUCAAUUUACUAAAUGAGCAUUUUAUAAAGGUAUCCGAAAAUUUAACCAAAAUGUCCAGACCUUACUACUUACAGUCCAUUUUAGCAUUAGAACAUGAUAUACAAAUUAAGAAGAGCAAAAAAAAAAACACACAGUAUGAAGACAUUGUCUUGUUCAUUUUGAAGAACUCCAUAUUUUACGUGUCCUGGGUUACAUCCAGUGAGUACUGGAAGAGAGCUGCGUACGUGCAGCAGACGAACACUUCCUUCGCGACGAUUAACCAAGUGGACGACUACAAAAAUAAGGAGAGGUUUUGCCCAGUUGCCUACGGGCAUGAGUUCAUAGGGCACAUGCUCGUGCAGUACAUGAAGUUUCCUAACGAUUUGUGA